CGCCCGGGUCGUCGUCGCCGUUGCUGUUGCCGCGGCCGCCGCCGCCAGGCCCGCGCUGCCGGAGCCCCGCCGAGGAACCGCCGCCGCCGCCGCCGCCACCGCCGCCGGGGACGGAGCCCAGGGAGAAAGAACAAGAAACACAAAAAGAGGAACGUUUGAUGGAAGAAAAGAAAAAGAAAAAGCAGGAAGAAAAGAAAAAGAAGGAAGGUGCUCAGAAAAAGGCUGCUGAUCAAAAAACCAAAGUGCCAGAACCUCCCAAGACCUGUUCGAGCCAGCCCCAGCCUGCCGGUACCGCCGCCAGCGUUUGCACCAGCGCCCUGCCGAGCGGCGGCAAUGGCAAGCGCGCGUCCGCCAGCAGCCAGCAGCCGGCUGCACCCCGUUACCUGCCUCGCGAGGUGCCUCCACGCUUCCGCCAGCAAGAACAGAAGCAGCUGUUAAAGAGAGGCCAGCCGUUGCCUGCCGGGGCUCUGGCCAGCGUGAGCCCGACCCAGGGCGCUGGGCCCGCAGGCGUAAGCCCUCCUCCCCUCCCUGGAGCCGGAGCGCAGCAGCACCCCAGUAAGCUCCAAGCAGAUCUCAGUCACGGCGGAUCGGCAGAUCACUAUGACAGUUCCCACCGGGGACAGCAGCCCACGCACAGAAGCGAAGCCAGCUGCAGCUGGGACCAAGUGAUCACAGACAGGACCGACAAGGAGGCGUGGCCUUCCAUCACAGGAACAGAGACCGAGUCUGCCUCAGAAUGCACUACGGACACUGACUCUGCCUCCAACUGUGGCUCGGAGAACAGUAGCAUGGCUACGGGGAGUGCCCAGGGCGCCUUCACCGGACACACCAAGAAGACGAACGGCAAUAAUGGCACCAACGGGGUGCCCGUCCAGAGCCCUUCUAACCAGGGUGCCCUGGGAGCAGGGGGCGCCAACGGGAACGGGAACGCGGCCCGAGUAUGGGGCGUAGCCGCGGGCCCCGGCUCGGGCCCAGCUCACUGCUCCCUCGGCGGCGGGGAUGGGAAAAUGGACAGCAUGAUCGGAGACGGGAGAAGCCAGAGUUGCUGGGGUGCUUCCAACUCCAAUGCCGGCAUUAAUCUCAACCUGAACCCUAAUGCCAACCCAGCUGCCUGGCCCGUACUCGGACACGAAGGAACUGUGGCGACAGGCAACCCUUCCAGUAUUUGCAGUCCGGUCAGUGCCAUAGGUCAAAACGCGGGCAACCAGAACGGGAACCCGCCGGGCACUUUAGGUGCUUGGGGAAGCCUGCUGCCGCCGGAGAGCACAGAACCACAAACGUCCGCUUCUCAGAAUGUGUCUUUCAGCGUACAACCUCAGAACCUUAACACUGAUGGACCAAAUAACACUAACCCCGUGAACUCUUCGCCAAACCCUGUCAAUGCAAUGCAGACGAACGGACUGCCAAACUGGGGCAUGGCCGUCGGCAUGGGGGCCAUCGUCCCACCCCACCUGCAAGGCCUUCCUGGUGCUAACGGAUCCUCGGUGUCUCAAGUCGGAGGGAGCGGCGGCGAAGGACUCGGCGGUUCCGUGUGGGGCCUGUCCCCGGGUAACCCUGCCGCGGGAAGCAGCAGUUCUGGCUUCGGUCAGGGGAAUGGAGACACUGUGAACUCGGCGUUGAGUGCUAAGCAGAACGGAUCCAGCAGUGCGGCACAGAAGGAAGGAAGUGGCGGUAACGCCUGGGACUCGGGCCCUCCUGCCGGCCCCGGGCUCCUCGCCUGGGGACGGGGCGGCGGCAACAGCAGCGGCGUCGGUCACAUCCAUUCGGGGGCUUGGGGCCACCCCACCCGAAGCGCCUCUAACGGUGUGAAUGGGGAGUGGGGGAAGCCCCCAAACCAGCAUUCCAGCGGUGACGGCAACGGGAAAGGAUCGACGGGGUGGGACGGUCCGAGCGUCAGCGGCCAGAAUCCUGCCGUGCAGCCCGGCAGCGAACACGUGAACUCUUGGGCCAAAGCUGCGUCUUCUGGAACCACGGCAAGCGAAGGAAGUAGCGACAGUUCCGGCAGUCACCACGAAGGGGGCUCCGGGAGGGAAGGAGCAGAAGGCCGGAGGCGAGAUAAAGGGAUCCUAGACCAAGGGCAUAUCCAAUUGCCAAGGAACGAUCUGGACCCAAGAGUCCUGUCUAAUACUGGUUGGGGACAGACUCCCGUAAAGCAAAACACUGCCUGGGAAUUUGAAGAGUCCCCUAGGUCUGAGAGGAAAAAUGACAACGGGACAGAGGCCUGGGGCUGUGCGGCUCCUCAGCCUUCACACUCAGGGGCGAAGAGUGAUGGGUCCAUCGUGAGCAGUACAAAUACCUCUGCAGUAUCCGGGUGGGUCAGCUCACCGCCUGCUGCUGCGCCGGCGAGCACAGGGUGGGGGGACGGCAGCAACAAAGCGCCAAAUGGCCCGGGGGUCUGGGGGGACUCGAUAAGCUCUACUGCUGUUAAUAAUGCUGCUGCUGCUGCUGUCGCCAAGAGCGGCCACGCUUGGAGUGGGACCGGAAACCAGGAGGACAAGUCGCCCACCUGGGGGGAGCCCCAGAAGCCCAAAUCUCAAACCUGGGGAGACGGACAAAAAUCCAAUCCGGCCUGGAGCGCUGGAGGGGGAGACUGGGCGGACUCGUCUUCCGUCCUCGGACACUUGGGGGACGGGAAAAAAAAUGGCUCUGGAUGGGAUGCCGACAGUAAUCGGUCAGGGUCUGGUUGGAACGACGCUACCAGGUCUGGGACCAGUGGCUGGGGUAAUGGCACAAACGCAAAGGUGAAUCCAGGGACAAACUGGGGAGAGUCUUUAAAACCUGGCCCCCAACAGAACUGGGCGGGCAAACCCCAAGACAGCAAUGUAAGUAACCGGGGAGGAGCCGCUUCCGUUAAGCAGACGGGAACCGGGUGGAUCGGGGCUCCGGUCCCUGUCAAACAGAAGGACAACAGUGAGGCCACGGGCUGGGAGGAGCCUUCUCCGCCAUCCAUCCGACGCAAAAUGGAAAUCGAUGAUGGUACCUCAGCUUGGGGUGACCCGAGCAACUACAAUAAUAAAACUGUAAACAUGUGGGAUAGAAACAACCCGGGCAUGCAGAGCAGUACCACGGCCGCCGCCACCACCACCACCACCACCACGAGCAGCAGCACGGACGUGGUCGAGACGCCGCCGUCACACCAGGCCGGCGCCCAGCUGAGUCGAUCGCCGCUGCUCGGUCCAGUCUCAUCGGGCUGGGGAGAGAUGCCUAACGUCCAUUCGAAGGCUGAGAGCUCUUGGGGAGAGCCGUCCUCCCCCUCUGCCCUGGUUGACAACGGCACCGCAGCGUGGGGCAAGCCGCCCAGCAGUGGCAGCGGAUGGGGGGACCAGCCCGCGGAGCCGCCCGUGACCUUCGGGAGAGCCGGCGCCCCCACUGCCGCCCCGGCCCUGUGCAAACCAGCUUCGAAAUCUAUGCAAGAAGGCUGGGGCAGUGGUGGGGACGACAUGAACCUCGGUGCCAGUCAGUGGGAAGACGAAGAAGGGGGCAUGUGGAACAGUGCUGCUUCCCAAGAAAGCGCGUCCUCCUGCGCCUCCUGGGGGAACGCCCCCAAAAAAGGACUCCCAAAGGGCAUGAAAACGUCUGGCAAGCAGGACGAGGCCUGGAUCAUGAACCGGCUGAUCAAACAACUCACGGACAUGGGCUUCCCGAGAGAACCAGCUGAAGAGGCCUUGAGGAGCAACAAUAUGAAUCUUGACCAGGCCAUGAGCGCCCUGCUGGAAAAGAAGGUGGACGUGGACAGGCGUGGACUGGGAGUGACCGACUACAAUGGAGGGGUCACCAAAGCCCUUGGCUGCCGCCCACCAGUCUCCAAAGACUCUUCCGGGGACCGCCCCGCCUUUCUUGACAAGGACGGCGGCCUGGUGGAAGAGCCCACGACUUCACCAUUUUUGCCUUCACCAAGCCUGAAGCUCCCCCUUUCAAACAGUGCACUCCCUAAUCAGGCCCUGGGUGGGAUUGCCUCAGGGCUGGGCAUGCAAAACUUGAAUUCUUCUAGACAGAUCCCGAGUGGCAAUCUGGGUGUGUUCGGCAGCAGCGGAGCAGCACAAGCCAGGACCAUGCAACAGCCGCCGCAGCCGCCCGUGCAGCCUCUGAGCUCCUCCCAGCCCAGCCUCCGCGCUCAAGUGCCUCCGUUUCUAUCCCCUCAGGUUCAAGCACAGCUUUUGCAGUUUGCGGCAAAGAACAUUGGUCUCAACCCUGCACUACUGACCUCGCCGAUCAACCCCCAGCAUAUGACGCUGUUGAACCAGCUCCAUCAGCUGCAGCUGGCAUACCAACGUUUACAAAUCCAGCAACAGAUGCUACAGGCUCAGCGCAGCGUUUCCGGACCCGUGAGACAACAGGAACAGCAAGUCGCGCGCACAAUCACUAACCUGCAGCAGCAGAUCCAGCAGCACCAGCGCCAGCUGGCCCAGGCCCUGCUCGCGAAGCCGCCGCCGCCCCCGCCGCACCUGUCUCUGCACCCCUCUGCAGGCAAACCGGCCAUGGACAGCUUCCCCCCUCACCCCCAGGCCCCCGGCCUGCCUGACCUGCAGACCAAAGAGCCGCAGUCUUCACCCGGCACCUUUGCUCCCUACCCUCUCGCUGGACUGAACCCAAACAUGAAUGUCAGCAGCAUGGACAUGACUGGCGGUUUGUCAGUGAAGGACCCGUCUCAGUCCCAGUCCCGCCUCCCUCAGUGGACACACCCCAACCCGAUGGACAACCUGCCCGGUGCUGCUCCUCCCCUCGACCAGAACCCCAGCAAGCAUGGUGCUAUCCCCGGAGGCCUGAGCAUCGGGCCUCCGGCUAAGUCCUCCAUUGACGACUCCUAUGGCCGGUACGAUUUAAUCCAGAACAGUGAGUCACCAGCCAGUCCUCCGGUAGCUGUUCCCCAUAGCUGGUCACGUGCCAAAUCUGACAGUGAUAAAAUCUCGAAUGGCUCCAGCAUCAACUGGCCCCCAGAAUUCCAUCCUGGAGUCCCGUGGAAAGGACUUCAGAACAUAGACCCUGAGAACGACCCCGACGUCACUCCUGGAAGUGUCCCCACCGGGCCCACCAUCAAUACCACCAUACAGGACGUCAACCGCUACCUCCUCAAGAGUGGAGGGUCCUCCCCACCAUCAUCUCAGAGUGCCGCGCUGCCUUCCUCGAGUGCCUGGCCGCUCAGUGCCUCCGGCUACGGUCGCUCCUUCAGCAGCAUCGCACCGGCGCCUAGCAUCGCAGGUAAACUGUCAGACAUUAAAUCGACGUGGUCCUCUGGCCCUGCCUCCCACACGCAAGCCUCUCUGUCUCACGAACUGUGGAAGGUGCCCAGAAACACUACUGCACCCACGAGGCCGCCUCCAGGGUUAACCAAUCCCAAGCCUUCCUCCACCUGGGGAGCCAGCCCCCUCGGCUGGACCAGCUCUUACUCCUCGGGUUCCGCGUGGAGCACCGACACCUCAGGAAGGACAAGCAGCUGGCUCGUUCUCCGCAACCUCACGCCCCAGAUCGACGGCUCUACCCUACGGACGCUGUGUUUGCAGCACGGGCCUCUCGUCACAUUCCACCUGAACCUGACCCAAGGCAACGCCGUGGUCCGCUACAGCUCCAAGGAGGAGGCCGCCAAGGCCCAGAAGUCCCUGCACAUGUGUGUUCUGGGAAACACCACCAUCCUGGCCGAGUUUGCUGGCGAAGAAGAGGUAAAUCGUUUCCUGGCCCAAGGCCAGGCGGUGCCGUCCACCUCCGGCUGGCAGUCGGGCACCGGGGCCGGCCAGGCGCGGCUGGGCGCCUCGGGCGGCUCCCACGGCCUGGUGCGGAGCGACACCGGCCACUGGAGCGCCCCGUGUCUGGCCGGCAAAGGGAGCAGCGACCUGCUGUGGGGCGGGGUCCCCCAGUACUCAAGCAGCCUCUGGGGCCCUCCCAGCAGUGACGACGGCAGGGUGAUCGGGAGCCCCACCCCGCUGAACACCCUGCUGCCCGGCGACCUUCUCAGCGGGGAAUCCAUCUAGGACCGAGAGGACCCCACGGGCACCACAAUCAGCAGCGCCGGGAAGAGAAGGCUGACCCUUUCCAGCCCGGGCGGCGCUGAGGACCCCGCUUGGCCCGGAGCAGCCCGGCAGCCCUUGAGUACCUCCGUCCAGUACUGGGGACGCACGUCCGCCGCGGUCCUUGCGAACUGUCCACAGGACAGUGCGGGCUGCGCUUGGUCAGUGUCACACGCUAAUGACAGGAUGUUCCUCAUAGCUUUUUAUUUUGUGUCGUCUUAUGUUUGUAUGGUGUGUCGUCAUUUUGAUUUUUUAAGUAUAAAAGCUGCUUAGACUAGUUCUAUCAUGAAGGGCACUUUUCAGAUCGUGGGCUGGAAAGGGUUAUUUUAUCAAGGGGGGGCGGGAGGGAGGGAGACGAGAAAGCCUAUGUAAAACGAGCCUGUGACGAUUAUGCACAUUACCAGAGGCGGCCCGUAGUCAGGGCGGCUGGUGUCCAUCCCUGGGCACAGAGCGCGGGCCCCACGCGGCCGCCUGCGCUCUGCCCUCCGCUCCCACGGGCCCGCCUAUGCACAUUACCCUUGUUUCAUUACUUUUUCCUGUCAUUUUUUUUAAUCCCAAAAAAUAUUUUUUAAAAGUUAAAAAAAAAAAAAAAAAAAAAAGACAUAUCGAACAUGCAAAUACUUGAAUCCAGCAGGCCAACAAGGAGACGCGGGCGCUCGCCGCGUCCAGUUCUGCACUCCCAAGCUGACACCAGUGCGCAGAGACAGGCUCCAGGAAACAUUUUUGAGUUCACAGCCUAUGUGCGUGUGUGCGCGUGUGUGUGCGUGCGCGCGUGUGCGCACUCCUCUGUGUUUGUGUGUUAAGCGUGUGAGGAUUUAACUGUGGGUUUUCCCUUUUAUUCAGUAUAUGCUUUUUUUUUUUUUUUGGCGCAUUGGUCCAACGUUUGUUACUAUUAUUAGCUUCUAACUUUGCACUGAGUGUCCCUGCUCUUCCUUUCGCUAAUCCUAUACGUUAAAGAGAAUUCAUAGGACAGGGCCGGUGACAAUUCACGUGUAAAUGUUUACUCAAGGACUCUGUUACUGCGUUUAAAAAUUACAGUGUAUAUCUCUGGAUAAAUAAUAUGUAUACCUACCUUUAGCAGCUUUUUAUUGUGGACUAAUGCAAGAGAAUUAUUACCAGAGUAUUGCACCAUGUUUCCAUUUGGAAUAUAAAGCGAAAGAGAAAACAGCUGGUGCUGGACCGUGGCCAUAGAUACUGGUGAGAGCCACCGGCCCCGCACGAGGAGCGGGGCCAAGCACUUGGACCUGGGUGGUGACCGCUUUCGGAGGGGCCCGUGCUCAAGGGCUCCCACCUGUUUACAGACCCUUUUUUCUCCUUCAGACUUUAAAAUUUAAAAAAAAAAAAAAAAAAAAAAAAAAAAAAUUUUAAAAAGGAAUUUAAAAAAAAAAAAAAGAAAAAAAGAAAAAAAAAGAGACUUCCGUGGUAAAGAAACCUAUUUUCCGAAUGCAGAUUCGCUACUUCAGAGCUCUGGGAUUGAACAAGUGUCGUCGCUUCCCUCCGGCCAUCGUUGUGGACUGUCGAGUGUCCCCUUCGUCGAGGUGACGAGACGUUGUGGUCACUGUCUUGCACAUGUGGACGCGCUCUCAGGAAAGCCAGGGUUCCCGAGGGGCAGCUCCACACCAUUUCAUGUAUUUUGUAACCCGACUCCUAGCACUGAAGAUGUUAUUAAAAAACAAACAAAAAAAUAAAAAGAAAGAAAAAAAAAGAAAAAAGGAAAAAAAAAAAAACCACAAAGAAGAAAAAUACCUAAUCUCUAAUGUGUAGCAGUUACAUAUUUACCAAAUAACGGACUCAAAAGAAAUAGAUGUUUGAAGAGUGCUUUAUAUAUUAAAAAUUGCUUUAUGUUUUAAAAAUGAUCAAUGUUUUGAUUGUUUUGCAAGAAAGAAAGACAAUGGAGUAACAUACCCUCAAGUAUGUUUUAAAAAUAUAUGAACAUUGUGCUCCCUGCCUGCUUGAUCAGGAAACUUGUGCAUUACAUUUUUUUUAAUUAGCUUUUUAAUGGUUUUAUCAAAACAAAACAAAAAAAGAACAAAAAACAAAAAAUUAAAAAAAAAAAAAUUAAAAAAAAAAGAAAGUCCUGCAAAAUUGCAGAUCGACAAAAGCUGGUUUUAUAGAGGAUCAUGAACUAUGCACAAACCGGGUUCAAGACUUGUUUUCUGAAGUUUAGUCGUGUAUUUAGCUAAACAAACCUUCCUCAGAGUAAGUGCAUCUCAUUGCCGUUACCUGCGUCCUAUGUAUUUGGCGUACACGUUCUUACGCGUGUACGUCAAAUAUAUGUGCGAGCGCGCGUGCGUGCAUGCGUGUGCGUCCAGACAGCGGGCCGUGCUGCCGCCUAGCAUCGGGUUGUAGAAAAACGGAGUUUUUAAAAUUGGGGAUGGAAGUGAAGACGCUUUAUUUGUUUGUUUUUGUUUUUUGUUAAUUUUUUUUUUUGACCUUUUCUUUUGAAUUAAAGAUGUCUGUAACUCUGAGAUUAAAAAACAAGUUUGUGGCUCUUAAUGUUUUUUCCUCAUAGAAUGUGAUCGUUAAAGAACACGCACCGAGAGUUGCUUUCAAAAGGACAACGCUUUGUUGAAUCUUAAUAAAUUGCAAUUUUUUUCUUGGCUGUUCAAAUAAA
Neofelis nebulosa (Clouded leopard) is the source of this 8616-nucleotide messenger RNA. RefSeq names its product trinucleotide repeat containing adaptor 6C (gene TNRC6C). Lineage: Eukaryota; Metazoa; Chordata; Mammalia; Carnivora; Felidae. The record is from RefSeq and is a predicted model, not a curated record. The transcript is spliced from 23 exons. Gene Ontology annotation, cellular component: P-body; nucleoplasm. The coding region runs from base 159 to 5966 and encodes 1935 amino acids. Gene Ontology annotation, biological process: positive regulation of nuclear-transcribed mRNA poly(A) tail shortening; miRNA-mediated post-transcriptional gene silencing. Gene Ontology annotation, molecular function: RNA binding; protein binding.